GAAGGGUGGCAAUGAAAUUUACCCAAUAAUUUUCAUGUGGAGUUGACCAUCCCACCCAAUUAUUAGUAUUAUUAUUAUUAGUUUGUUUUUUGGGGGGCUAAAAUACAGCAAAUUAUAAUCGUGAAGUGACAAAACUACAACAAUCAGCAUCGGCUACCUUUCCUGCAUCUCAACUCCAAAUCCUCCACCGAAGAGAGACAGAAAUAGAAAGAGAAAGAGAAAGAGAAACACAGAGAGAGAGAAACAGAGAGCAAUGGGUGCCUUUAUCAAUCUGGACGAUUCUCCGAUGUUCCAGAAGCAGAUAUCGGGUAUAGAACAGCAAACAGAUGAGCUAAAAGAUCGCUGUCAUAGACUAUACAAAGGAUGCAAGAAAUAUAUGGAAACUCUGGGAGAAGCAUGUAACGGAGAUACUAGCUUUGCAGACUCUUUAGAAGCAUUUGGUGGUGGUCAAGAUGAUCCUGUUAGCGUAUCCAUAGGAGGUCCAGUCAUGUCCAAGUUCAUUGCUGCAUUUCGUGAGCUUGCUAGCUAUAAGGAGCUUCUUCGUUCACAAGUAGAGCAUGUUUUGAUUGAUCGUCUGUCACAGUUUUUAUCUGUUGAUGUGCAAGAUGCAAAGGUCUCCCGCCAACGAUUUGAUAAAGCGAUACAUGCUUAUGAUCAGGCCCGGGAUAAGUGUUCUUCUUUGAAGAAGAGUACACGGGAUGAUGUUGUUGCUGAUUUGGAAGAGGAUCUACAUAACUCAAAGUCAGCAUUUGAGAGAAGCCGCUUCAAUCUAGUAAGUUCUCUUAUGAAUAUUGAAGCCAAAAAGAAAUAUGAGUUUUUGGAGUCUUUAAGUGCAAUUAUGGAUGCUCAUCUGAGAUUCUUUAAGUUGGGUUAUGAAUUGUUAAGCCAAUUGGAGCCAUUCAUUCACCAGGUGUUAACGUAUGCACAACAAUCUAAAGAACUGGCCAACAUUGAACAAGAUAACCUUGCAAAGAGAAUCCAGGAGUUCAGAACACAAACAGAGCUGGACCAAUUACGAGCUUCCAGUAAUGUUGAAGUGUCAACGAGUGCUGUUCAUAUUAAUGGUGUUGGCAUGAGUUCUUACAAAAACAUAGAAGCAAUUAUGCAGUCCACUGCAAAAGGGGAGAUACAGACAAUCAAGCAAGGAUAUCUCUUAAAACGUUCCUCCAGCUUGAGGGUUGAUUGGAAGAGGCGAUUCUUUGUCCUUGACGGUCAUGGAACUUUGUAUUAUUAUACCAAUAAGGGUACCAAAGCUGCGGGCUCUACGUCAGUCCAUUCAUUUAGUUCAAUGGAACACAAUCAUCGGGUCUUUGGAAGAUUUCGUCCAAGGCACCACAGGUCAUCAUCAGUUGGCGAGGAAAACUUGGGUUGUCGUAUUGUUGAUCUUCGUACUUCAACAAUAAAGAUUGAUGCAGAGGAUACAGAUCUACGUCUUUGCUUCAGAAUAAUUUCCCCUGCAAAAACUUAUACAUUGCAGGCUGAAAAUGAAGUUGAUAGGAUUGACUGGAUGAACAAAAUCACAGGAGUUAUUGCAUCUAUUCUGAACUCACACUUACGGCAGCUAGAUCCCGGGAGAAUUGAUAUGGAAAAUAACAAUGCUAGUGGUGCUGUUUCUUUUGAUGUUCGAUCAAUUCAUAAUCAUCAAAACUUACGUGAUGACAAGAAAGUCAAUGAAUUCCCUAGUGUUUCUUUGGCUCUCAGAGAAAUUCCUGGAAAUGAUAUUUGUGUAGAAUGUGGUGCUCCUGAACCUGAUUGGGCAUCUCUAAAUCUUGGCAUUUUGAUGUGCAUUGAAUGCUCUGGUGUUCACCGGAACCUUGGUGUUCAUAUCUCGAAGGUGAGGUCUAUAACCUUAGAUGUCAAGGUUUGGGAACCUACUAUCAUGGAUCUAUUUCAGAUUUUGGGCAAUGCUUAUUGUAAUUCAAUAUGGGAGGAGUUGCUGCUACUUGAUAAUAAUAGAACAAAUGAAUCAAAUGCUUUCUUAUCUGUUACAAAACCAAGCCCCAAAGAUGCUAUUCACCAAAAGGAGAAAUACAUUCAUGCGAAGUAUGUAGAGAAACUGCUAGUCAAUAAAGCAGCAAAUCUAUCUAGCAUUCCUUCUCAAGCUGCCUACAUCUGGGAAGCUGUUAAGACUAAUAACUUGAGGGAAGUGUAUCGCCUAAUUGUGACAUCAAGUGAAAAUAUUAUCAACACUACUUAUGAUGAAGUGUUUGAUGUCAAUUUGUAUCACCAUGUUGAUGAAGAAGAUCCUCAAAUAGGCUUCCAUGCGGUGCAAAAGAAACAAAAUGAUCCAGUGGUCUGUCAGAAAAUUAAGGAUUCUGCCAAGCCUGAAAAUUGUCUUCAAGGAUGUUCAUUAUUGCAUCUAGCAUGUCAUCGUGGCAAUCCAGUGAUGCUUGAGCUGUUGCUGCAGUUUGGUGCAGAUAUGAACAGGUGUGACUACCAUGGAAGAACUCCGUUGCAUCAUUGCAUUGCCAAAAGAAACAACCAAUUGGCCAAGUUUCUACUUAAAAGAGGCGCACGUCCAUCAAUUAAAGAUGGUGGGGGCCUAAGUGUGCUCGAAAGGGUUAUGGAGAUGGGAGCAAUAACAGACGAGGAGCUCUUCCUCUUGCUUGCUGAGUGCAAGUAGAAGAGAUAAGAACUGCUCGAGUGUAUGUUAUCAUACGGUGCCUUUAUGAUGUCAUUUUUAGUAUGAUUUGCAGUUGAGCUUUUCACCUCCCGUCUUUCGUUUGUGUGCUGCGCAUUGGAGCGAACUGCAAAGAUGUGCAUCAAAAUUCAUUCUAUUCCGAUCCUCUCAACAAGUAAAGGAAGGUUACGGACUUUAGCCCUACUUCAGAGAGACAAUUGUUAAAGUUAGCUCUAAUUUCUGUUUUCGUGGUAAUGGAAGUCCGACCAUGGCUGCAGGGACUCUCUUCUGCUAGCUAAAACGUGUUUUAAUUAUAUAAUAUAUUUACUGUGUUCUUCAAAUGACUUCUUUUUUUGUUGGAUUUGAAUGUUGUGUUUGUGAUAUUGAAAUCUUGAUAGUGAUGUGGUUCCCAAUUGCGCAGCUAUGGAAAUGGAAUGGAAAUCCUGAUCUGAUGGAAAUUAUA
Molecule: messenger RNA, 3083 nt
Organism: Camellia sinensis
Lineage: Eukaryota; Viridiplantae; Streptophyta; Magnoliopsida; Ericales; Theaceae
Source: RefSeq, a predicted model, not a curated record